Pteropus alecto (black flying fox) is the source of this 2866-nucleotide messenger RNA. RefSeq names its product nephrocystin 1 (gene NPHP1). The record is from RefSeq and is a predicted model, not a curated record. Lineage: Eukaryota; Metazoa; Chordata; Mammalia; Chiroptera; Pteropodidae. Gene Ontology annotation, cellular component: cytoplasm; cilium. Gene Ontology annotation, molecular function: protein binding. Bases 563 to 2311 code for a protein of 582 amino acids. The transcript is spliced from 22 exons. Gene Ontology annotation, biological process: protein localization involved in establishment of planar polarity.
CUUGCCGGGACCGCCGCCGUGGUUUCCUUGGCGACCGGCGCGCGCCCUGAGCGGAGGUGAGGAGAUGCUGGUUCGGCGGCCGCGUGACCCCCUGCAAUCGUUGCAUCGCCGCGGCCAGGAGCUAAAGCAGCAGGCCCUUUUUUCUUCAGCCUUGCUCCAGUGGAGGCUGUUAUUGCUUCACGUGAAUUCAAGCAAAGUAGACGAAGAAUAGUCCUCAUGUAGAAGAAUCCAACAAAAGUAUGUGCCUCUUUUGUGGAUACAUUGGCAAAGUUAAAUGUAGUGUUUGGAAAAUACUAAGUCAAGUUAUAAGAACAAGGAUAAAAAAAACGUGGUUAAUAGUUUGCUUUUUGAGAGUCGAUUAAAAGGAGCUCUAGAAGCCAGUAAAAGGAGAGAGAUUUACCAAAGGUGUAUCCAAUUGAAACAGACAAUUGAUGAAAAUAAAAAUGCUCUUCAAAAAUUAAACAAAGCCGAUGAACUUGCACCUGUCGGAGACUAUCAUCAGAAAAAGGAAAAGGAGCACUAUCUCUUGGAUAGACUUACUCACCAGCUGCAGGAACUUGCCAUGUCCUUAAGUGGAGAGAAUAUAACAGAAAUUGGGGCACUUAGAGAAGAAGAGGGUGUUUCUGCUGAAGAAGAUGAAGACGACAGUGAAGAAGAAAGUGAAGAAAGUGAUGGGGAGGAAAAAGAAAUAGAAAAGGAGGAGGAGGAGAAACAGGAAAAUGAAGCUCACCAAUGGACAAGUAGAGAAUACAUUGCUGUUGAAGGUUUUGCUACUCAGCAGGCUGGGGAUCUGACAUUCAAGAAAGGAGAAAUUCUCUUUAUAAUUGAAAAAAGCCCUGAUGGUUGGUGGAUGGCUAAGAAUGCCAGAGGAAACAUAGGUCUUGUUCCCAGAACCUACCUGGAGUCGUAUCAUAAAGAAGAAGGCCAAGAGUCAAGUGAAGAAGUCAGUGAAGAAGAUUUGGAGGUGGGGGCUGAGACAGCAGAGGGAGUGGAAGUUAAACAAAGAACAGAUUAUCAUUGGAAUGCUGUCCGAAAAGCUCUCUCAGAGCAGAUAAGCACUGUUGAUGUGUUAACCACGAUGGGAGCUAUUCCUGCAGGAUUCAGGCCUUCCAUGCUCUUCCAGCUUCUGGAGGAAGGGAAUCAGUUUCGAGCAAGUUACUUCUUACAGCCAGAGCUCGCUCCUUCACAGCUGGCCUUCAGAGAUCUCAUAUGGGAUGCUAAGACAGGCACUAUUAGGUCGAGACCAAGUCGUGUUUCAUUGAUUCUGACCCUGUGGAGCUGUAAAAUGAUUCCUCUUCCGGGAGUGAGCAUCCAGGUUCUCAGCAGACACGUGCGCCUCUGCCUGUUUGAUGGUAAUAAGGUUCUGAGCAACAUUCAUACAGUCAGAGCCACGUGGCAACCUAAAAAGCCCAAAACAUGGAACUUUUCUCCCCAGAUUACUGGUAUCUUGCCCUGCUUGCUUGAUGGUGAUUGUUUUCUUAGGUCCAAUUCUUCAUCUCCAGAUCUUGGAAUAUUAUUUGAACUUGGAAUUUCUUAUAUUCGCAAUUCAACGGGUGAAAGAGGAGAAUUAAGUUGUGGCUGGGUGUUUCUUAAACUUUUUGAUGGCAGUGGAAUUCCUAUGCCAGCAAAGACUUACGAACUCUACCUGAAUGGUGGCACCCCUUAUGAAAAAGAUAUUGAAGUGGACCCUUCAGUAUCCAGAAGAGCACAUGGGAAUGUUUUCCAUCAGAUGAUGACAAUGAGAAGGCAGCCUCAUCUUCUGGUAAAACUGAGAACUUUGAACAGAAGAUCGAGAGACAUACUCAGUCUACUGCCGGAAACAUUAAUUGGAAGUAUGAGCUCCAUUCAUUUGUUGAUAUUUUAUCGCCAAAUUCUUGGAGAUGUGCUCCUGAAAGACAGGAUGAGCAUGCAGAGUGCUGAGUUUAUCAGUAAUCCCGUGCUGGCCACCUUCCCCAAGCUCUUGGAGCAGCCUGAUGUGAUGGAUGCACUCAGGAUUUCAUGGGCUGAGAAAGAAAGCACAUUGAAAAGAUCAGAGAAGAAAGACAGAGAGUUCCUGAAAACUCUGUUUCUCCUCGUUUACCAUGACUGCGUGGUCCCCCUUCUCCAUUCAACACUCCUGCCGCCAUUCAGGUGGGCAGAAGAAGAGACUGAGGCUUCACGAUGGAAAGUCAUUGCAGACUUCCUGAAGCAAAACCAAGAAAACGAGGGCUCCCUCCAAGCUCUGUUGUCACCAGAUGGAGUCCAUGAACCUUUUGACAUUUCGGAGCAGACCUAUGACUUCCUGUGUAAGAUAAGAAAGAAAGCAGCCUGACAUGACCUCCAUGACCCCCAGCUUCCCACCAAAUCUCAUGGACCCUCCAUGAUGUCCUGAAUAAAGUGACAGAACCAAAAUAACUGUCACAUUUAACUUAGGCUUUACUCUUCUUUGUACAGACCACAUUCUAUAAAAAAUAUUUAUGGUAAGUCGAAUUUGUUUUAAUACAAUAAAAUAAGUUUUUAUAAGGAGCACUGUUAUAUUUAAAUUUAAAGAUAAUUAUUUUUAAAAACCAGCUAACUUAAAUUUAAAUUUACUGUACUUAUAGAUUUGUAUAAAAGCAAGACUUUAUCAAAAGCUGAAUUUAUGAUGAUUCAAGUAAGUGAAAAUUUGGAAUUGAAGAUAUUUGCAGAUCAUAUAACUGAUACAUCUAGUAUCAAGAAUAUAUAAAUAUGUGAUUAUUGCUAAUGGGAUUUAUUUUCUGAAAUGAAUGGAGAAAUCAGAGUAACCUAUUUGAGAAAGUUAUGUUGUUAAUCACUUAAUUCAGUCUAAGAUUUGAAUGUUAUUUAUCUUAAUUAGAUAUAAAGGAAGAGUUUUGCCUUUUCAAGUCCA